Lycium barbarum (goji berry) is the source of this 2768-nucleotide messenger RNA. Its product is annotated as serine/threonine-protein kinase BLUS1-like. Gene Ontology annotation, molecular function: protein kinase activity; ATP binding; protein serine/threonine kinase activator activity. The transcript is spliced from 21 exons. Lineage: Eukaryota; Viridiplantae; Streptophyta; Magnoliopsida; Solanales; Solanaceae. The coding region runs from base 221 to 2326 and encodes 701 amino acids. The record is from RefSeq and is a predicted model, not a curated record. Gene Ontology annotation, biological process: protein phosphorylation.
AACACAUCAGUAUGCAAAUACAAUAUAUACAUGAGGAAACAAUAUAAAAACCAUCCAAACAGAGUGUAAAUUGAAUGGAGUAAAACAAACAAUAAACCAAAAUCUAUCUGAAUAACAUCGAAGCAAAAGCUAACAAAAUAAUCUUGUUUUUUCCAAAAACAGUUGACACUCAAACUUAAACUGAGAAGUGGUAUUCUGAUAAGAGUUUAGUGGUUUUGCGAUGGGAGGAGGACAGAAAAGUAAUUACUCAUUGAAUCCUAAGGAUUACAAGCUUCUAGAAGAAGUUGGAUAUGGUGCAAGUGCAACUGUGUAUAGAACUAUUCAUUCACCUUCUAAUGAAGUUGUAGCUGUUAAAUGCUUGGAUCUUGAUCGCUGUAAUAGCAAUCUGGAUGAUAUUCGCAGGGAAGCUCAAACAAUGAGUUUAAUCGGCCAUCCAAAUUUAAUAAAAGCAUUUUGUUCAUUCGUUGUUGAUCACUACCUUUGGGUGGUGAUGCCCUUCAUGGCUGAGGGUUCUUGUCUGCACCUCAUGCAAAUAGCAUAUCCGGAUGGAUUUGAAGAAGCUGUAAUUGGUUCUAUCUUGAAAGAAACUCUUAAGGCUUUGGAAUAUCUCCACCAACAUGGGCACAUUCAUCGAGAUGUUAAGGCUGGGAAUAUAUUGCUGGACACUACUGGGGUAGUAAAGCUCGCCGACUUUGGUGUUUCUGCAUGCAUGUUUGACAGUGGUGAUAGGCAGCGUUCUAGGAAUACAUUUACUGGAACUCCAUGCUGGAUGGCACCGGAAGUUUUGCAGCCUGGAACUGAAUAUGAUUUCAAGGCUGACAUUUGGUCAUUUGGAAUAACUGCCUUAGAGUUGGCUCAUGGUCAUGCACCAUUUUCAAAGUACCCUCCAAUGAAGGUUCUAUUGAUGACCAUAAAUAGUGCUCCUCCUGGACUUGAUUAUGACCGUGAUAAGAAAUUCUCAAAGUCAUUCAGGGAAAUGGUUGCCAUGUGCUUGGUGAAAGAUCAAACUAAAAGGCCAACUGCUGAAAGAUUGUUGAAACACACUUUUUUCAAAAAAGUUAAGCCUCCAGAGCUUGCUGUAAAGAAACUGUUUGCCGACUUACCAUCACUGUGGAGUCGAGUAAAAACCCUCCAGCUUAAAGAUGCUGCACAUCUAGCCUUGAAGAAAAUGCCUUCAUCCGAGCAGGAAGCAAUAUCACAGAGUGAAUACCAACGAGGUGUUAGUGCCUGGAACUUUGAUCUGGAGGAUUUAAAGUUUCAAGCUUCAAUGGUGCAAGAUGAUGACGAACUACCGGAGAUUAGGGAAGAAGAUGAAAGCAUGAAAUCUUAUAUGAACUAUAAGGAGAAUUCACUUUCUGGACUAAAUGCUGGAAAACCAUCCUUAAAACAAGAUACCGUUUCCAGUGAACAAGGAAGUGUUGGUGAAGUGACAUUAGCUGAACUGGAUCCCGACUAUCAGGAGGAAGGUGGACUGAAAAAGUAUUCAUCAAAAACAGAACUGCCACCCCUUACCUCAGACAAAGACGCAGUGCAGGCCAAGAGUAGAUAUCAAACAGCAAAAGCUUGUCGAAGUCAGAGUGGACCACUUAUGCCAGGUGUUGAGCUAAGUCAUUCGGCAUCAGAAAGAGCUGGCAACUUUGAAAGCAGAAGUAAGAUUGAAAACCAACAAGCGGAAAGAGCUCAUCAAGUACGAAGAGCGCCCAUCUUUAGUGGCCCUUUAAUGCUUCCAAACAAAGCUUCAGCAAAUAGUAAAUCGGCUCCAAUUAACUCAUCUGGGGGACUCAAAGAUUCUUCGGAUGACAAGUCAACAGCCAACUUGGUUCAAAUAAAAGGGAGGUUUUCUGUGACAUCAGAAAAUGUAGAUCUUGUAAAGGGGUCACAAUUGAGGAAGGCUGCUAGUGUAGGAGACUGGAUAUUGGAAUCUAAACAGCUGCCUCCCAGUCGAAUACCAAAGGAGCUUGGCCUUGAUAAUAUUCCUGCCUCAGUUCUGAUGCCUCACCUUCAAAAUCUUUUUCAACUGACAUCAAUCCAACAGGAUCUAAUUGUGAAUCUGUUGAGUAGCUUGCAACUAUCGGAGGCAGGAGAUGCUUCGCAACAUGGGAAGUCAUCUCCACAGUGUAUUGCAGAGAAUAAUGGAAGUGUCGAUGCAGUUGUUUCUGAGAGGGAGCGCAUGUUGCUAGUCAAAAUAUCUGAGCUUCAAGCUAGGAUGAGUAGCUUGACAGAUGAAUUAACAGCUGAAAAACUAAAAUACAUGCAGUUGCAACAGCGGCUAAAUGGCAUGUCAAAUCAAGGGGAAGAUUGGGACAGGAGAGAGUCGGAAUCUUGAUGCCGAAAGAUCUCUUUGAAGUAUAAACAAUGUGUAUAUUCAGGUUUCUGUUUGAUGUUUACUGCUGCCAUAUUUUUAAAUUCCUUAAUCCAAGUUGAAUGCCCAACUCAGACACAUUCAUUUGGAUGUGCACAUUGAGAUAUAGGAAGGAGCAGAGUUUACUAUUCACGUUGCUGGAAAAAUGUACUCGUCAUCGAUGAAUAGAAGUUCAUGUGGAGUAAUCCAGGUCCAUGUGAUGAAUAAACAAGAUCAUCAGUUUGUAGAGAAUUUCUUCGUUUAUUUGGUGAGUGCUAGCUGAAAACAAGCUUUCUGUGCAUUCCAUGUCUCCAGUCCCAGAGGUUUAUUUUGUUUAUGCUGGAAAAUGCAAUAGUCCUUCUUAUACGCGGACGGGAUUCAUUGCUCUUGGUCGGCCUCCCGUAAGGUGGGGCCGGUGCUGCGGAGG